CUUCUGCGCAAUGCACUUGAAAUGGCUCCAAGACACGAUUUGUGAAAGUGAGAGAUGAUCGUCUGCACCGUGAUGUUUUUUACCAGUUCGUAAUUGAUAUAUGUAAUAAUAGGAAUGUUACAUGUAUGCGUAUACCGCAUGCCGGUGCUGUAUUCGCUUGUCCGGUAGCCCCAGAUAGCACGUGGCAUGUAAUACACAUGUACAUGCUUAUAAAACGCGUGAUGGAUAUGCGAAUCGUUUUUACAUGCUUUACUUCGCGGUUUCUGUUGAUGAAUUCAUCCUCGUGAGAUUACGACAUGUUGAACGUUACAUUUAUAACACGUGUAAUGAGAAUAUGUUUGCGUUUACACACGACAUUUAAGAGAAAUGAUAAAUCACGCGAGAUAACCUUCUCAUACUGUGCACAUCAUAUUCGAAAGAGACAAUCACACUCAUCUCCUACCAAUGGUCCCUGGAGUGUAUUGUUUUUCGGCACAAAUGAAUUUUCUCUGGAGAGCUUACAAAGCUUAUAUAACGAGUACAAAGCAAAGAGACUUUGCAGGUUGGAAGUUGUAUCUGUAUGCAAAAAGGAAAAGAACGUUGUUGUGAAGUAUGCGGAAAAGAAAGGAAUUAUUGUUUAUGAAUGGCCUCUUGUAAACGAUCCAAAGGGUUUUCACAUUGGAAUAGUUGUCGCCUUUGGCCAUCUUAUACCAAUAAAUGUUAUAAAUUCAUUUCCACUUGGUAUGUUAAAUAUUCAUGGUAGUAUAUUGCCACGAUGGAGAGGAGCAGCUCCAACAAUUUAUUCCUUAAUUAAAGGAGACACGCAGACAGGAAUUACAGUCAUAAAAGUGGCAGAAAAGUUUGAUACUGGAGACAUAGUAACACAGGAAAAGGUUGAUAUUCAUGCAGAUGAAACUCGACCAGAAUUGGAUAUGAAAUUAGCAAAGCUGGGUGCGAAUGUUUUGAUUGAUGUGAUAGGAAAAUUGCCACAAGUAUUAUCUUCCUCGAAAUCUCAGGAAAAAUCAGGCAUAACAUAUGCACCUAAAAUUACAUCAAAGAUCUCUUUAGUGAAAUGGGAUGAGAUGACGGCGAAGAAUGUUUACGAUCUGCAACGUGCUCUUGUAGGAUUGUACCCGUUAAAAACCAAGUUGGAUGGUAUGACUAUAAAAUUGUUGGAUGUCCGGCAGACGUCGAAACCGGGAGAUGGAAGAGAUGCGGAUGUACCAGGUUUCGCGAGAUUUGAUCGGAAAAGCAGUGUAUUAGUUGUAACAUGUAAAGGGCCAAGUUGGAUCUCGGUAAAGAAAGUAAUUGUGAAGGGUCACAUAGUUAUGACUGCGCUGGACUUUAGAAAUGGAUUUAUACGGGGCAGAAAGAAAGGUUGGAUAUUGUUUCAGAAUAAUGUUACAUAAUUUACAGCGCUGCUUCUGACUCCAACGCUGUUGUUCUUUUGUAAACCUAUGACAAUUUCAUUCGGAAACAGAUAAUAAACAUUAAAUUUUUAUUUAUACUA
Solenopsis invicta (red fire ant) is the source of this 1489-nucleotide messenger RNA. Its product is annotated as methionyl-tRNA formyltransferase, mitochondrial. The record is from RefSeq and is a predicted model, not a curated record. Gene Ontology annotation, biological process: conversion of methionyl-tRNA to N-formyl-methionyl-tRNA; biosynthetic process. The transcript has 6 exons. The coding region runs from base 297 to 1388 and encodes 363 amino acids. Lineage: Eukaryota; Metazoa; Arthropoda; Insecta; Hymenoptera; Formicidae. Gene Ontology annotation, cellular component: mitochondrion. Gene Ontology annotation, molecular function: methionyl-tRNA formyltransferase activity.